Messenger RNA from Limulus polyphemus (Atlantic horseshoe crab), 2446 nucleotides. RefSeq names its product zinc finger protein 436-like. The transcript is spliced from 4 exons. The record is from RefSeq and is a predicted model, not a curated record. Lineage: Eukaryota; Metazoa; Arthropoda; Merostomata; Xiphosura; Limulidae. The coding region runs from base 195 to 2258 and encodes 687 amino acids.
GUAUGCACUUACCAAUUCCAAGCUGCUGGAGUGGUUGACCAUGGAGGCAAAUAUUUAUGGAAAGUCCAAAGAGCACAUCCUCACUGACAUGUGCAGUACUUGCUGUAUAAGAAUUAACAUAGAAAUUAUGAACUUUUACUAAGUUUACUAAAGAUUUUGAAUUCUGAUGAUCACAAGCAUCUAAAAUUCUGAAAAUGACCACUGUAGUAGAAGAUUUCCCAUCAAGUGAAACAGAAACUUCAUCUUCCAAUGAGCCAACUUCUGAAGACAAAGAUACAAACAGAGAUUUGUUGGGGAAUCCUUCAGAGCCUCUUAAGUGUGAAAUUUGUAGCAAAGUUUUCAUUUCAUCAAGUUUUCUCAUGUGCCACAUGGAAAUCUAUCACAAAGUCAAGAAAAAAGUGAACAGAAAGAAAAAUGAUAAAGUUAUUGACGUUUUGUGUAAUGAAGAGCUUUUGUUGGAAACAAAAAGUUUUAAUGGAGAAGACAUCAGUGAAGAUGAGAACCACAUAAUUUGUAGUAACAGUUGUACCAACAGUGUAAAUUGUGAAGUACUACUUGAAGAACCAAUGGAAGAUCAGCCUCAGAACAAUAUUCACAUGGACAAAAAUGCUUGUGUUGAAAAUCAUUUUUCUGAUUUAGAUGAGAAUCAGGAGAAGAAUGAAGAAACUAGGGAUCUAGAGGAACAGCCCACAACCAAUAUUGAAAUGCACAAAAGUAAGAACAAGAUGAGCAAAAAGGAAGGUGAUGAAGCUGUUGGUGUUUUAUGUAAUGAAGAGCUUUUGUUGGAAGCAAAAAGUUUUAAUGAAGAAGACAUCACGGAGGAUGAAGAUGAGAACCACAUGAUUUUUGGUAACAGCUGUAACAAUAGUGUUAAUUGUGAAAUACUUCUUGAGGAAUUAAUGGAAGAUCAGUCUCACAACCAUAUUCACAAGGACAAAACUGAUACUUGUGAAAAUGAAUUUUCUGAACUAAAUGAGCAUCAUGAGGAUGAGGAAACUAGGGAUUUAGAUAGACAGCCUGCAUCUGAUAUUGAAAUGAAUAAAAGUGGAUCUUGUGAAAGAGUGUUUAUUAUGGAGGAUUCUUUAGCAACUUAUAAGGAACAAGAUAAGUCUUCAAGUUCUGAUGAGCAUCAUUGUACUCAAUGUGUUUUUUCUGCUAAAAGCUAUCUUGAGCUUUUAAAUCACAUAGCCACUCACCAAGAUUGCCAAGAAGAUAAACGACCCUUCAAAUGCCUGGAAUGUGGGAAAAAGUUCAAAGCAGAAGGACAUCUUCGUCAACAUCAAGAAGCUCAUGCUCAGUUUGAACUAGUGAAGUGCAGCCUUUGUAACAAUUUGUUCAGAAAAGGCUCUGGUCUAGCUACCCACAUGAGAGUUCAUCUAAGAAAAAAUCCUUCUUCACAGUCUUGUGAAAAUGUUAAACUUAAUAGCCAGGAAAUAAUUGUAAGAAAGAUCACUAAUACAGGAGAUAAGCGUUUUCACUGCUCUGUGUGUGAUAAAGGUUUUUCUUGUACAAAUAAUGUUAUGAAACAUUACAUAGCAAAACAUGAUCCUAACAAUCCAAACAUUCCUUCUACAUCUUUUGAAAGUUCAGAAAAAGAUAAUGAGAUUGAAAAAGUUUUGUCUACAGAUUCAUACCCAUGUGAAAAGUGUGGAAGACUGUUUACAUCUUUGAAAACAUUGGAAGGGCAUAAAAAAAUACAUCGAAAUGAAACAGAAAACCGACGUUUUAGAUGCCCUUAUUGUAAAUAUUCUACAAACAAAUCUACAGAUCUGCGUAAUCAUGUUGCAAUUCACACUAAUGAACGACCACACCAGUGCAGCUGUUGUGGAAAAGGAUUUACUGAACAGAGCAGCUUACGUAAACAUAUGCUUACUCACACGGGAGAAAAACCUUAUGCCUGUGAUGUUUGUGGGAAAAAAUUCACACAGCGUGGACACACCAACAUUCACAUGAGGAUUCACAACAAAGAGAAACCAUACCGCUGCCCUUACUGUGAAAAAACAUUUGCUUAUCAUAAUGUCUUAACUCGUCACCUGAAGACUCAUACAGAAGAUAGACCAUACAAAUGUACCUAUUGUAGUAAAACUUUUAAACGCAGCAGUGCUCUUCAAGGCCAUGAAAUUGCUCAACACACCCAUGAAUAUCCUUUGAAAUGCACAGAAUGUGGAAAAGGAUUCAUAGAGUUUGGAAACAUGCAGAUCCAUUUAAGAAAUACUCAUAAUAUAGCAAUUUACAAGCUUAAAGAAGAACAUAAUUGAUUCUUGAUAAAUAUUGUCUCAUUUUACAUUCAGUCGUGUAUAUACAUGUGUUAAAUACAUUUCACUAUGGUUGCAUAUGUAAAAAUUCCAAAGUGAAUAAGUUUGAUGGGUUACAUGAUGUAAUGGCUUUUUAAUAGGUUAUGCACAGCAUGUACUUGAAUAGUGUUUAUGAAAAUCAGGGAAGAAAA